AUGACAUCUGCUGAUUGGGAACAGAAAGCUCAAGCCAAGCAGGCGGAAGCUGCAGCUAAGAUCCCCUCUGCGUGGCGUCUGCCAUCUGAGAUCUUAGAUCAAAUCGCACAAGGGACCGUGCAGAAUGUCCUAGAAGUCCCCCGUCAGUCAGGCAUUCUCUCUGAUCGAGAGCUCCAGAUCACAGAGAUCCCGGAUGCUACCGAGCUGCUAAAGAAGUUAUCCUCCCGCGAAUGGAGCGCAGUUGAGGUUACCACAGCUUUCUGCAAACGGGCCGCCAUUGCCCAGCAGUUGACGUCCUGUUUGACGGAAACAUUCUUUGAUAUAGCAUUGGCCCGUGCCAAAGAGCUGGAUGAUCACUUAUCCAGGACAGGGACGCUAGUUGGCCCUCUCCACGGACUCCCUAUCAGCUUGAAAGAGCCUUUCAAUGUGAUGGGCGUUCCCACUUCGCUUGGGUUUAUUUCUUUUCUCGACCGCCCCCCUCAAACAAGCAAUUCCGCUCUAGUCGAGAUUCUUCUCAAAGCAGGAGCAGUGCUGUAUGUUAAGACGAACGUGCCCCAGACGAUGAUGACGGCCGACUCGCAUAACAACGUGUUCGGCCGUACGCUCAACCCCCACCGUCUCAAUCUGACGGCAGGAGGAAGUACGGGUGGCGAAGGUGCCCUCAUCGCUCAGCGCGGAUCAAUACUCGGCGUUGGAACAGACGUCGCAGGUUCCAUUCGGAUUCCCGCCCUGUGCUGUGGUGUGGUUGGUUUUAAGCCAAGUGCUGGCCGGGUUCCCUACGCCGGGCAGACCGGUUCAGGCCGCGCAGGCCUUGCUGGAAUCGCCGCCGUUGCAGGCCCAAUAUGUCAUUCCGUGAGAGAUGCGGAGCUCUUCCUGAAGGUGGUCUCCAAUUCACACCCCGAAGAUCUAGACGAUGCUGCCCUGGGAAUCCCGUGGAGCGAACCGGCCGCCAAGCCGGUGCUGACCAUAGGCCUUCUCCCUGAAGACCCUUCUCGGCCAUUGCAUCCGUGUAUGCAGCGCACGCUCGCGACGGCGGCUAAGAAGCUCCAGGCCGCUGGUCAUCUGAUAGUCGAUCUCACCGGCAAGAUCCCAUCCAUUUCCGCGGCCCAUGACACAGCGUUCCGAUUCUUCAACAUGGACCCUGACAAGACCCCGCUCAGCCAUAUUGCGCGUGGAGGGGAACCGUGGAUUCCGUCGCUCACGACUACCUAUAACCCGGACGGGACGGACCCGGAACCGACGCUGAGAGAACUGUAUGACCUGAACGUGAAGAGGUCGGAAGUAUCCGCGAAGAUGCGGAAGGUUUUCCUGGAGAAUCAACUGGAUGUGCUCUUGGCCCCGGGGUACCAGUCCACUGCAGUCCCUCACGAUAGCUACGGCGCUCCGAUGUAUACUGUGUUGGCCAGUCUAGUCGACUAUCCGGCAUCUAUCAUCCCGUUCGGUAAAGCCAAUGAAGCCGCCGACGCGCAGUACAUCCGUGAUGUUCGCUAUGUCCCAGAAUAUAAACCCAAGGAAAUUGAGGGAGCUCCUUGUCAUGUGCAGCUGAUCGGCCGGCGGCUGAAAGACGAGGUCCUGAUGGAGCACACCAAAGUAGUUGAGGCGGUGCUCAGACAGCAGUAG
This is a messenger RNA of Aspergillus terreus NIH2624, 1620 nucleotides long. RefSeq lists its product as uncharacterized. Lineage: Eukaryota; Fungi; Ascomycota; Eurotiomycetes; Eurotiales; Aspergillaceae. The record is from RefSeq and is a predicted model, not a curated record. The transcript is spliced from 3 exons. The coding region runs from base 1 to 1620 and encodes 539 amino acids.